GUUGUGACUGAACUAGCAGCCCAGAUCAUGCGUGUGGCUCAAGGUCCCUGGAGCACCAGCCUUGACCUGCCCACCAAACGAAAUUCCGGCCUCAUCAACUCCCUUCUCGGUAUCCCUAAGGUCAUGAAUGAUGCCGGAAGAAGAUAAUCAUUUCCUAAACUUUCUGUUAAAAU
Messenger RNA from Cherax quadricarinatus, 173 nucleotides. The record is from RefSeq and is a predicted model, not a curated record. Lineage: Eukaryota; Metazoa; Arthropoda; Malacostraca; Decapoda; Parastacidae.